AUGGGGCGCGGAGCUACGGGAGGCACCGGCGCUGCUAUGCAGCUCUCCCCACGUAUGCGACAGGAGGCACCAGAGCUGCAAUGCAACCUCGCCGGCGCUGCUGUGCAGCUCUCUGGACGCACGCGACAGGAGGCACCGGAGCUGCGAUGCAACCUAGCCGGCGCUGCUAUGCAGCUCUCCCGACGCACGCGGCAUAAGGCACCGGCGCUGCGAUGGAACUCUCCCGACGCACGCGGCAUGAGGCACCGGCGUUGCGAUGCAACCUCAUCGGUGCUAGCUAUGCAGCUCUCCCGACGCACUCGUCAUGAGGCACCGGCGCUGCUAUGCAACCUCGUCGGCGCUGCUAUGCAGCUCUCCCGACGCACUCGGCAUGAGGCACCGGCGCUGCUAUGCAGCUCUCCCAACGCACGCAACAGGAUGCACCGAGGAAGUAAAUGCAUUAAGAGCAUCUCCAGCCGCGCCCCCAACAGGCCCCCCUCCCAGGUGUACUGCGACAAAGAAAGAGUCGUGGAGCUAAGUCUCUACCGACUCGGUCUCUCGGGCGGGCUCGAUACGCUCGACACCCUGGCGUUCCCGGCGCUCACCAUUCUAGGCCUUGGUCACAAUAACCUCAGCGGCACCAUCCCGGUGAGCAUCUCAAGGUUGCGCUCCCUCGAAACACUCGACCUCAGCAACACCACGUUAAGCGGCCCCUUUCCACACCAGCUCUGCGAGCUAGUAUCCUUAAGGGUACUGCACCUGAGCAACAACCACCUCAGUGGAGAGCUACCGAACUGCUGGUGCAACCUCCAGUCUCUGCGAGUCAUGGACCUGUCAAGCAACGGGCUCAUUGGGAAGCUCCCGGACUGCUGGUGGAACCUGGAGGCUCUGGAGGAGAUAGACCUGUCCUAUAACUCAUUCUCAGGUGAAUUCCCAGUGGCUAAGGCAAGCCACAACUGCUCUCUCACCACGCUACAUCUCACCAGAAAUUCUUUUGUUGGACCAUUCCCAUUCUUUGAGGGUUGCGACUCGCUCGCUAUCCUCGACCUCAGCAGCAAUAGGUUCAACAGCUCAAUCCCGCCGCAGCUUGGUGACAUGCGCAGCCUCUUCGACCUUCAGCUCUACAAUAACAGCCUCGUAGGUAACAUCCCACACCAGCUCUGCAGGCUCUACAUCUCUGCACUAGAUUUGUCAGACAAUCUGCUGACCGGGGAGCUCCCGGACUGCUGGUGCAGCCUCCACCAUCUGUCCUUCAUGGACCUAUCGAACAACCGGCUCACAGGGAAGCUUCCGUACUGCUUGUGGAACCUAGAGUCUCUGUUGUUCAUGGAUCUAUCUCACAAUUCCUUCUCAGGUAUAAUCCCCGCACCUGUGGCAAGCCACAACUGCUCUCUUAGGUCUCUUUACCUCGCCGGAAAUGGCUUCGUUGGUGUCUUUCCGCCGGUUCUAGAGGGCUGCAACUUGCUGACCACCCUGGACAUGGGGAACAACAUGUUCUUUGGUGUUAUCCCUCCAUGGAUCGGGAGUCAGGUCCCUUUGUUGAGAAUCCUUAGCCUCAGAUCAAACAAUUUCACUGGAGAAAUUCCUCCGGAGUUAUCAGGGCUUUCGCAACUUCAGGUGCUCGACAUGGCAGACAAUAGCUUGACUGACUCUAUUCCGGUAUCCUUAGGCAGCUUGACCUCCAUGAAGCAUCCACAAAAUCUAUCGACUACGGGACUGCUCCUGGAGUGGAAAUACAAUGAUAGAAUCGACAUAAUAUGGAAGGGCAAGGAGCAGAAAUUCCAAAGAGCGAUCGGGUUAUUAGCCGGUAUUGAUUUAUCUGAUAACUUGUUGUCUCGGUGCAUCCCUAAAGAGCUAACCAACCUUCAGGGCCUUCAGUUUCUGAACCUGUCAAGAAACCAUCUGUCAUGCAACAUUCCUGAAAAUAUUGGUAGUUUGACUUUUCUUGAAUCCCUCGAUCUAUCAUUUAAUGAACUUACAGGUGAAAUCCCUCCGAGCAUCUCAAGCUUAUUGUGGCUAACCACGUUGAAUGUCUCAACUAAUCAUCUGUCGGGCAAGAUACCCAUUGGGAGUCAAAUUCAGACCCUAACCGACCCAUCCAUUUACUCCAACAACUCCGGGCUAUGUGGAUUUCCUUUGGACAUUCUGUGUGAAAAGACUCCGCUCGCCCCGAAUGAGAGAAAUGUUGAAGAGGAGGAUCAGUGGUUGUACUACUUUGUUAUAGCUGGGAUUGUGUUUGGUUUCUGGUUGUGGUUUGGGAUGCUCUUUACAAUUAAGGCCUGGAGAUGUGCAUUUCUUUUCUUCGUCGAUGGCAUGCAAUGUAAGACUAUGAAGAAGGUCCUCUGA
Messenger RNA from Triticum aestivum (bread wheat), 2325 nucleotides. Its product is annotated as probable LRR receptor-like serine/threonine-protein kinase At4g36180. The transcript is spliced from 3 exons. The record is from RefSeq and is a predicted model, not a curated record. The coding region runs from base 1 to 2325 and encodes 774 amino acids. Gene Ontology annotation, molecular function: protein binding. NCBI's taxonomy places the organism in Eukaryota, Viridiplantae, Streptophyta, Magnoliopsida, Poales, Poaceae.